CUAGUCUCGAGAGGUCCUGUCGUGCUCGGAUCUUUCUCCAUCAUGACGACCGGGACCACGUCAUGCCGUAUGCAUUUCCAUAUGUGUGGAUCAAUCUACGCAACGGCGGCGGACCCAUAAGACCAUGGUUUCUUUCCUUUGAUCGAUCGGUUUGAUUCGCUGAACAAGAAGAACAGAGACGACCGGCAGUGGUUGGGGAGCUCCUGCUUUGUCGUCGGAAGAAAAGUCGAAGAGAUGGGUUCACUGAAGAGCGAAGAUGAUCAUCAGAUGGAGCAGAACACUGAGGAGGCGGCUAUCCUCUAUGUCAACGGAGUCCGCAGGGUGUUGCCCGAUGGGUUAGCCCACCUGACCCUUCUCGAGUACCUCCGAGAUAUCGGUUUGACGGGGACGAAGCUCGGCUGUGGAGAAGGCGGUUGCGGAGUGUGUACUGUAAUGGUGUCUCAAUACAAUAAGAGCCUGAAGAAAUGUGUACACUAUGCAAUCAAUGCUUGCUUGGCUCCUUUGUAUUCUGCCGAAGGAAUGCACGUAAUCACUGUGGAGGGAGUUGGGAAUCGUCCCUGUGGUUUGCACCCCAUUCAAGAAUCUUUAGCAGUGACUCACGGUUCACAAUGUGGAUUUUGUACUCCGGGUUUUAUUAUGUCCAUGUAUGCACUACUAAGGUCUAGCCAAACAGCCCCCACUGAGGAACAGAUUGAAGAGUGCCUUUCAGGAAAUUUGUGUCGAUGUACAGGUUAUCGACCGAUCCUGGAUGCAUUUCGUGUCUUCGCUAAAACAAAUGAUAGAUGUUAUGGACCUGAUGUUUCUUCACUGAGUAUUGGAGAAAGCGAAUCUAUCUGCCCUUCUACUGGCAAGCCAUGUUCAUGUAAAUCCAAAACUGAUGUGAGCACUUGUGGCCAAAGGUAUGAACCCAUCUCUUACAAUGAGAUCGAUGGAAAGAUAUUCAUGGAAAAGGAGCUUAUCUUUCCUCCUGAAUUGACCUUGAGGAAGCCCACUUUUUUGAACUUGAACGGCUUCAAUGGCCUUAAGUGGUACCGACCUUUAAGCCUUAAACAAUUACUAGAGUUGAGAACAAGAUACCCAAAUGCAAAGUUGCUGGUCGGAAACACAGAGGUUGGAAUCGAGAUGAGGCUGAAGAGGAUACAGUACAAGGUUCUGGUUUGGGUAAACCACGUUCCUGAAUUAAACACAUUGAAUGUGAAGGAAGAUGGCUUAGAGAUCGGUGCUGCUGUAAGACUGUCGGAGCUUUUGAAUGUUUUAAGGAAAGUUGUGACAGAACGAGGUUCUCGUAAAACGUCUUCUUGUAUGGCUCUCAUCGAACAGCUUAAGUGGUUUGCUGGGACACAGAUAAAGAAUGUUGCCUCUGUUGGUGGGAAUAUUUGCACUGCAAGCCCAAUAUCGGACUUAAACCCUCUAUGGAUGGUCUCAAGGGCAGAAUUCCGAAUCAUCAAUUGCAAAGGAGCUAUCAGAACAGUGGCAGCGGAAAAUUUCUUUCUGGGUUAUCGGAAGGUUGACCUUCAAGAUGGAGAAAUAUUGCUCUCAGUUUUUCUACCAUGGACCCGUCCCCUCGAGUAUGUGAAGGAGUUUAAGCAGGCUCACAGAAGGGAGGAUGAUAUUGCACUUGUCAAUGCAGGAAUGCGCGUUUUUCUUGAGGAGAAAGAUGACGAUCUAAUCGUUGCAGAUGCAUCGAUUGCAUAUGGGGGAGUGGCUCCUUUAUCUAAACUUGCUAGUCAGACAAAAGACUACCUGAUUGGAAAAUCCUGGAAUCAAGAGCUCCUGAAGGGUGCUCUUGAAAUUUUCCGCAGCGAUAUAGUCAUUAGAGACGACGCUCCAGGAGGAAUGGUGGAGUUCAGAAGAUCUUUAACACUUAGUUUCUUCUUCAAGUUCUUCCUUUGGGUGUCUCAUCAAGCACCGACGACUAAGCCUAUCAGGGAAAAUAUACCUUCAUCACAUUUGUCCGCGAUAAAACCAUUCAAGCUUCCAUCAGUGAUUGGAAGUCAAGAUUAUGAGAUAAUCAAGCGUGGGACAGCUGUUGGGUCUCCUCAAAUUCAUCUCUCUGCAAGGCUCCAGGUUACUGGUGAAGCAGAGUAUGCUGAUGACCUGCCACUGCCAUCCAAUGGGUUACAUGCUGCUUUAGUAUUAAGCCAAAAGCCUCAUGCUCUAAUAGCUUCAAUUGAUUCUUUGGAAGCCAAGGCCUCUCCUGGAUUUGAGGGCCUAUUUCUUGCAAAGGAUGUCCCAGGCCACAAUAGCAUUGGCCCAGUCAUUUAUGAUGAGGAAGUAUUCGCUACCAGAUGUGUUACUUGCGUUGGUCAGGUUAUUGGAGUAGUUGUUGCUGAUACGCACGAGAAUGCGAAAUUUGCAGCAAGAAAGGUUCAAAUUCAGUAUGAAGAUCUCCCACCUAUCUUAUCGAUCGAAGAUGCAGUCAAUGCGAAAAGUUUUCAUCCUAACACAGAGAAGAUUAUGAGAAAAGGUGAUGUAGAUUUGUGUUUCCAGUCAGGCCGGUGCGACAAAAUCAUAGAAGGGGAAGUUCAUGUGGGAGGUCAGGAACACUUCUACUUGGAACCUCAGAGCACUUUGAUUUGGUCAGUCGAUGGCGGGAAUGAAGUCCAUAUGGUUUCUUCUACCCAAGCUCCUAUGAAGCACCAGCAGUAUGUUUCUCAUGUUCUUGGUCUUCCUAUGUCGAAAGUAGUUUGUAAAACCAAGAGAAUUGGUGGCGGGUUUGGAGGAAAGGAGACGAGAUCGGCUUUUAUUGCUGCAGCAGCUUCUGUUCCGUCCUAUCUGUUGAAUAGACCUGUGAAACUUACGCUGGACAGGGACAUAGAUAUGAUGAUAACUGGACAACGCCAUAGCUUUCUCGGAAAGUACAAGGUGGGAUUCACGAAAGAAGGCAGAGUACUGGCACUGGAUCUUGAAAUUUAUAACAAUGCCGGGAAUUCUCUUGAUCUUUCUCUUGCAGUCCUUGAACGUGCAAUGUUUCAUUCAGAUAACGUUUAUAAGAUACCGAAUAUGAGGAUUCUGGGGAGGGUCUGCUUCACAAAUUUUCCAAGCAACACUGCAUUCCGAGGAUUUGGUGGGCCUCAGGGUAUGCUUAUUGCUGAAAAUUGGAUCCAGAGAAUUGCCGUUGAAGUAAAUAAAAGCCCUGAAGAGAUAAGGGAAAUGAAUUUCCAAAGUGAAGGAUGGAUGCUGCACUAUGGGCAAGAACUUCAACAUUGUACGCUUGGCCCUCUAUGGAAUCAGCUGAAGCAGUCAUGUGACUUUGCCAAAGCUCGUGAGGAAGCUGAUCGGUUCAAUCUUCAGAACCGAUGGAAGAAGAGAGGUGUUGCUAUGGUUCCUACCAAGUUUGGGAUUUCUUUUACGACGAAGUUCAUGAAUCAGGCAGGAGCGCUUGUUCAUGUCUAUACAGAUGGAACAGUUUUGGUGACACAUGGAGGAGUGGAGAUGGGGCAAGGAUUACAUACAAAGGUCGCGCAGAUUGCUGCCUCUGCUUUCAACAUUCCCCUGAGUUCCAUUUUUAUAUCGGACACAAGCACUGACAAGGUUCCCAAUACAUCACCAACGGCUGCAUCGGCAAGUUCCGACUUGUAUGGAGCAGCAGUAUUAGAUGCUUGUGAGCAGAUCAAGGUGCGGAUGGAGCCUAUUGCUUCCAGGCGCAAUUUCAGUUCUUUUGCUGAGCUAGCAACUGCUUGCUACCUUGAGCGAGUUGAUCUCUCCGCUCACGGCUUCUACAUCACGCCUGAGAUAGGAUUCGACUGGCAGUCUGGAAAGGGAAAUGCAUUCCGUUAUUUCACAUACGGGGCUGCAUUUGCUGAGGUUGAAAUCGACACGUUGACAGGAGAUUUCCACACGAGGGAAGCGAAUGUAAUCUUAGAUCUCGGUUACUCGCUGAAUCCCUCUAUUGAUGUUGGACAGGUUGAAGGAGCGUUUGUGCAAGGUCUGGGUUGGGUAGCCCUGGAAGAACUUAAGUGGGGCGAUGGAGCUCACAAAUGGAUUCCGCCAGGGUGCUUGUUCACGGCCGGGCCCGGGAACUACAAAAUUCCUUCCGUAAACGAUGUUCCCCUGAAAUUCGUCGUCUCACUUUUGAAGGGACAUCCCAAUGUGAAGGCCAUCCACUCUUCCAAAGCUGUCGGGGAACCCCCGUUUUUCCUCGCCUCAUCUGUGUUCUUCGCCAUCAAGGAUGCAAUUAUUGCUGCAAGAGCUGAAUCUGGUCAUACCGGGUGGUUCCCUCUCGAUAACCCAGCAACUCCUGAGCGCAUCCGGAUGGCUUGUCUCGACGAGUUCACAGCACCGUUUGUAAGCUCCAAUUUCCGCCCAAAGCUCAGCGUCUGAUGAAGUUAGGAUUUGCUCAACCAUCUGAGAAAGCACUGGAUACUCUCAGCGCAUCGCCGACUCGGCAUAUGAACCUGCAGGGAUCUCGGCAACUCCUCUGCAUUACUAGGAAGAGCGAUGUCGUAAUUUCUGCAGAGAUCGAAUGUGUCUCCCUGUAAAGGGAUACCAUAAGUCGGUUGAUGUACAUAGUGGAAAACCAUCACUUUCAUGGAAAACCAUAAGUAUUUCAAAUUAACAUUUUCCCUGAAUUAAAUUAGUUUCCGGACAUUUUUGAACAUAUGAGGGGAAUGACUCUCUAUGGACAUUCCAUCUUCAUAGUCCAUGGCAUUUGGUUAUUAGCA
Punica granatum (pomegranate) is the source of this 4664-nucleotide messenger RNA. Lineage: Eukaryota; Viridiplantae; Streptophyta; Magnoliopsida; Myrtales; Lythraceae. The record is from RefSeq and is a predicted model, not a curated record.